UCUCAACAAUUAGCAGUUUCUUCUGUUUUUGACCCAAAUGUAACCUUCAGCUGUUGGAUAUCUUGUUUUACUUUGUACAUCCUGCAAGAAACUGUUGAAAGGCUGUACAGCAAGGCUAAAGGGCCACUGGAUUCAUAGACUGACCUUGGACAGAUAAUGGAGGGCUAUGUUUAUGAGCACUCUGGUGCAGAAGGAGCGAGGGAGAGCCAGCUGGUGGAUUACCGGACAAUUGUUGGGGACACACAGCCAUCACGUACCAAUGUUGGAUCCAGAGAUGGAGAGCACUACGUCCGACAAACCUCACACGGCCACGGGCAUGAAACUGCAGCCCAGCGGUACAGUGCCACACGGAUUCAGGCCGGUUUCAGCCCAGAGAGCAUGGCGGAUUACUUAAUCAGCGGUGGCACAGGCUACGUACCUGAAGAUGGACUCUCAGCUCAGCAGCUCUUCUCUAUUGGAGAUGGCCUCACAUACAACAGAUCUGACCAACAGUGCGUUGUCUCCGAUGGUCAAACGGCUGAAGAGCUAUGCUCUAAAGGAGAUGGGUUGACCUACAAUGACUUCCUGAUUUUACCUGGCUUCAUCGACUUUACAUCAGACGAAGUGGACCUGACAUCAGCGCUGACCAGGAAGAUCACGCUGAAGACACCUCUCAUCUCCUCCCCCAUGGACACUGUCACAGAGUCAGCCAUGGCAAUUGCUAUGGCGCUAAUGGGAGGCAUUGGCAUCAUUCACCACAACUGCACACCAGAAUUCCAAGCCAAUGAGGUCCGCAAGGUUAAGAGGUUUGAGCAGGGUUUUAUCACAGACCCAGUUGUGAUGAGUCCACGCCACACAGUCGGGGAUGUGUUUGAGGCCAAAAUAAGACAUGGCUUCUCUGGUAUUCCUGUCACAGAGACAGGCAAGAUGGGCAGCAAACUGGUGGGCAUCGUCACCUCUAGAGAUAUUGACUUCCUUUCUGAGAAAGACCAUGGCAAACCUCUGGAGGAGGCUAUGACCAAGAGGGAGGAGUUGGUUGUGGCUCCAGCUGGUGUUACACUGAAAGAAGCCAAUGAUAUCCUGCAGCGCAGUAAAAAGGGCAAGCUUCCCAUUGUAAACGAUAAUGAUGAGCUGGUGGCCAUUAUCGCCAGGACCGAUCUGAAGAAGAACAGGGACUACCCGCUGGCCUCCAAAGACUCACGCAAACAGCUCCUGUGCGGCGCCGCCAUCGGCACCAGGGAGGAUGACAAAUACAGACUGGACCUAUUAGUGCAGGCUGGAGUGGAUGUUGUUGUACUGGACUCCUCUCAAGGCAACUCGGUCUAUCAAAUCAACAUGAUAAAUUAUAUUAAACAGAAGUAUCCAGACUUGCAAGUGGUGGGAGGAAAUGUGGUUACAGCAGCCCAGGCCAAGAAUCUGAUUGAUGCUGGUGUGGAUGCUUUAAGAGUCGGCAUGGGCUGUGGCUCCAUCUGCAUCACACAGGAAGUCAUGGCAUGUGGGCGGCCCCAGGGGACCUCGGUGUACAAGGUAGCAGAGUACGCCAGGCGUUUUGGUGUGCCAGUCAUUGCUGAUGGUGGCAUUCAGACUGUGGGCCACGUGGUGAAGGCUCUCUCACUCGGAGCAUCGACUGUUAUGAUGGGCUCAUUGCUUGCGGCAACCACUGAGGCUCCAGGAGAGUACUUCUUCUCGGAUGGUGUGCGGCUGAAAAAGUAUCGCGGUAUGGGCUCCCUGGAUGCUAUGGAGAAGAGCACCAGCAGCCAAAAGCGCUAUUUUAGUGAGGGCGACAAAGUGAAGGUAGCCCAGGGUGUGUCUGGCUCAGUCCAGGACAAGGGGUCCAUCCACAAGUUUGUACCAUACCUGAUAGCUGGGAUCCAACAUGGCUGCCAGGACAUCGGGGCAAAGAGUCUGUCUGUCCUCCGUUCCAUGAUGUACUCCGGAGAGCUAAAGUUUGAGAAGCGCACCAUGUCUGCACAGGUGGAGGGAGGUGUUCAUGGGCUCCACUCUUUCGAGAAGAGGCUUUACUGAACCGUUGGGGGUGGGGUUUGGUGGAGCACACAUCAUCAGUGCACGUGACAUGAUACCCAAUCUAAAAGUGACCAAAUGAUAAACAGCCACUUCUGCUAAAACGCGUACCACCCACUACACCCUUCUCUUCCCUCCCCUGCGUUGCAUCCACCGUUGCUCUCUCUAAUCCCAACCCUGCUGCUUGGGGGAGGAAAGAGGCACCGUAGCGAAGUGAGAAUCUUCAAACUGACAACCGACUCUCCGAACACCUGGGAUUUUGCACUCAAGAAGCGGCGCAUCAGGGUUUGCGGAAUGACAUUACAUACCUGUAUCUUGAGUAUGCAGCCUGAUCCCGGUUGAGUUUGUGUAUGUGCGCGUGUGUGUGUGCUGACAGCAGUGAGAAAAUGUGAAUGACAGUGUGCAUGUGAAUUAUGGGUAGUGUGUACCUGAAUGUGUGUGCGUGAUAUAGUUUAAAAUGAGUGCUAGGACAAACCAAGUGAAGGUGCACUGUGUAUUUCUUUUGUCCUCCUAUUAUUAGUGAGUUUAAAACAGCCAUGGUGCAGAUCCCAUCAGUAUCUUUUCUUGGCUUUUUUGGGAUCCACGCUUACCAGCAAGCUCCCUGUCGGAAGCCUCACACAUCCCAGUUCUCAACACUCUAGUACGUGUGCAGAAAACAAGAAACACUUGUCUCUCUAUGUGCAGUGUGCUGGUGUAUCAUUGAAAAUGUACUCUUUUUUUUUUUUUUUUUCAUUUGUAAGUCCUCACAGGUAUGAGCUACUUGAUAGUAGCUGCAGCGCUUAUUGUUUACUUUGUGUAUUGUGCAUCUCGAGGUAUGAGAUAUUGCCUGAAUCAGUUAUCCUGUCGACAUUAUACCCUCCAUUGAAAUCAGUAAACAGAACUCUCAGAAUUCACAGUCAUUAACACUGUGAACAUUCAUUUUCCCCUCAAAGACAUCUUGAGCCAAAUAAUCAGUGUCCUAUCUCAGUCCAUAGUGUUCAUAUGUUGAACAUGGAAGGGGACCAAAAGCUGAAGAUCAGGAAGGUUAAAAAAAUAAAUAAAUAAAUAAAAUAUAUCAAUCAAAAAUAAUACAGAGAAUUAUCAUUUCUCUGCCCUUAAUUUGAAUACAAACUCGGUCUUUUCAAACAAACUUUAUAAUAAACCUGUAUAGUCUUGGGGGCUUUAAAUUGAGCAUGAAGGGUUUUUGAUAUGCAUGUUUGUUUUUUCACUAAGCCAAACACGGCUGUAUUUAUAUUCUGCUUUAUUGUAAUUGCAUACAUACUGCCAAGUGUAUUUACACUUCCUCUGACUUCAAAACCAAAAUUUGCGCAACAAGUUGCUUGUUACCUUGUCACCCGUUCAUUCCGGCACUCUCACAGUGUUGCAUAGCUUCUUUGUGACAGGCUUUAUUUUUAUUUCUGAAUUAUGUUUCGUUUUACCAGAGAUAUGCCUAGAAACAGGGAUGGAUAAAGGCUGCAGAUGACAGCUGAGUGAAAAUGCAUUGAAAUGCAUAACGCUAUACACACUCGCCUCCUUUUCUUACUUUGGAACAGUAUCGCUGUGUUUGUUAUCAUUCAGCUUAAGUAGGAGUAGGCUUUUCUAACAUUUUCAUACUGGAUGUCCUUUUGCCAGAUGUAAUUUUUUUUUUUUUUUAAUAAAAUGUCCCCGAUUGUAAGACUUGAGUUGCUUUCUCUAAUGUGCUAAUGUGCUUUACCCUACACAGGGUUCACUUGACUAACAGAGAACUUGCAGUUGCUAUGAAUUGCAAGAAAAUGUACAUGGAAAUAUAUGGAGAAAUAUAUACCUAUAUUCCGUUAAAUGACUGCUGCUCGUUUUCAGUCUCCCACCUAAAGAGAUAAUUCAGGUCUUAAAAUGUCUUAUUUGUCAAGUACUGAGUCCUGUUAGUCCAUCUAAAAAGCACAAAUAGAGUAAGUCAGAUGUUAGGUUCACACAUUGUUUUUUUUUUUUUUUGUGUGUGUGUUGCACUUUUUUAUGAUUUAAAUUUCACUAUACUGAAAAGCAGUUACAGUUGCCGUACUGGUAGCCUCUGCAUCCAGCAACCAAAACAGUGCACAAGGGCUUUUUAGAUGGACAGAAAAGACUCAGUAGUCAAUAAAUCCAUUGGGGUUUUUGAGAAAUAUCACUUCAGAACAUGUUUACAGUAAAACACUCAACAGAAGAAAGUUGCUUUUGCUGUUCAAUAUGGUAAAGAAGAAUAAAUAAAUCAUAACGUG
Lates calcarifer (barramundi perch) is the source of this 4214-nucleotide messenger RNA. It is a transcript of the gene impdh1b, whose product is annotated as IMP (inosine 5'-monophosphate) dehydrogenase 1b. Lineage: Eukaryota; Metazoa; Chordata; Actinopteri; Centropomidae. Bases 157 to 2004 code for a protein of 615 amino acids. The record is from RefSeq and is a predicted model, not a curated record. The transcript has 16 exons. Gene Ontology annotation, cellular component: cytoplasm. Gene Ontology annotation, molecular function: IMP dehydrogenase activity. Gene Ontology annotation, biological process: GTP biosynthetic process.